Molecule: messenger RNA, 1423 nt
Organism: Stegodyphus dumicola
Lineage: Eukaryota; Metazoa; Arthropoda; Arachnida; Araneae; Eresidae
Product: peroxynitrite isomerase THAP4-like
Source: RefSeq, a predicted model, not a curated record
AUAUAUAGUUGUGCACAGAAUUGAAGAAACAUUUAAUGUUGUUUCUUCAAUUCUGUGCUUAAAAUUAUGAGUUGCUGUGAUUAUAAGUUUUGGUGGAACAUCCUUUCUUUCUCUAGAGUAAAAACCGCCUACAAUGAAUCAGCGUAAUUCCAAAUAAUGCACGUACACAUUGUGAAAAAAAUCAAAUAGAGCUUCCUUCUUAUUAAUGUGUAGGAAGCUCUGAUGUAUUUGCUCUGCUGUGAUUGGUGGAAAUGAAUUUGUGCGGAAAUCAAAGUUCUCAGAAAAAUUAGAGUUUCCUUCGGGAAUGUAAAAUCUAGUUUUAUUUAGCACAAGUCGGAAAUUUAAAAAGGAAGCAAAGUGAAGCUUAUAAUUUGUAUCACGAUUCGAUUUUUUUUUUAAAACGCACAGCUUCAAGUGAAAAUAUAAUGAGUUCUUCAGAUUCAUAUCACUAUGCUGUAUCUCAACUGUCUUGGUUGUUCGGUUGCUGGGAAGCAAUAGAAGCAGAGGUUUCAUACCCAACAAUGGAUACUUUAAAAUAUGGGGAACUGCUUGAAUUCCAGCCUGCGUAUUUGCAGCCACUUAUUCAGUACAAGUCUGAAACAUGGCACCCUUUAAAGAAACAAAAACUGCACAUUGAAGUAGGUUUCUUAAAAGUGGAUCCUGACACUCAAACUGUUGCUCUUCUUGGUGCCCACAAUUUUGGUAUGACAGAAGUUUCUGAAGGAGUAGUAAAAGAACACACACUUAGACUUGAAAGUAAAUCUGUCUGCCGUACAUCAUUUACCAAAUUAGCAUCUGUUGUCAAGCUUGUUAGGACAUUAUCACUGGUAAAUGAAGAAUUGCACUCACUUAUGUUGAUGGAAACUGUCAACCAGCCUCUUCAGAAACAUUUAGAAUGCAGAUAUAAAAGAAAAUCAUCAAGCAACUAAAAUUAUAUGUUUGGAUAAUUGCAAAGUAAUUUGCAUAGAUAUAUUUCAUUUACUUCAAUUAAAAAACUAGAAAUAUGAUCUAUGUUUAGAACAUAUAAUGAACUAGUAAAUAUUUUUGUAAGUUUCUUUUUACAUACUAUCUUUUUUGCAUGACCUAUAUAAAUCAAUAACUUAUAUUGUUGGUUAUAUUUGCUGAUGCUCAGGUAAUAUCUUUUAAAUAGUUUAUUAUUAUUAACUUUUUAUUUCAAAAACAUUUUAUAACCAAUCUGACAUGUUUUUUUGUUAAGUAAAGUUUCUAAAUAUCGAGCAUAGUAUAACUUUGAUUAUCUAAAAACUAAUAAGAGCAGAAAAAUAAUGAGAGUAUUUGAAAAUUUGGGUUAGCAAGACAUUUUCCAAUGGAAAACAUCUAUGAUGUGCAUAUAAAUGUAUUUAACAAAAUAUGCACAAUUGUUUUAUCUUGAUGUAAAAAAAAAAAAAAAAAAAAAACCCUGAAA